Molecule: messenger RNA, 1315 nt
Organism: Alnus glutinosa
Lineage: Eukaryota; Viridiplantae; Streptophyta; Magnoliopsida; Fagales; Betulaceae
Exons: 7
Coding region: 374-1213 (279 amino acids)
Cellular component (GO): nucleoplasm; mitochondrion
Molecular function (GO): cadherin binding
Source: RefSeq, a predicted model, not a curated record
UCUCUCAUCAACUACAAAAACUCUCCGGAUAGAAAAAACAAACUACGACACACUCUCUCUCUUCUCUGUCUCUCGCUAGGUUUUCGAUUUUUAAACACCUCGUUUUCUAUCUUAAGACUUGGGUUUUAGCUUGAAUUGAUGCAAAAGUUGAAGAGCUCAGAUCUUUCAGAUUGGUCCGGCAGCUGAGCCUAAUGCAUGAAUUACAUAAGCUUAAUGAAAACAGUUCCUCGUUAGCAUGAUUUUAAGGUUGACUAAGAGGGGAAGGAUUGCUGCCAAUGUUCGCAUUUUUAGUGUGGAGAUCCAUAAUUACUGAAAAGCAUUGUUGCUGGUGUUUAAUCUUGAGAUUGUAAGCAUAAAGUUGUGGUGGUAGGAGAUGGCUCGGGAUUUGUCACGGUCGAGAUCACCUUCGUAUAGGCGCAGGUAUUCUCCAUCUCCUGUGGGACAUAGGUAUAGCAGGAGAAGUCGAAGAGACAGAAGUCGGUCACCGUAUUCAUCCUAUUCUUAUAGCAGACGGAAAAGUCGUUCUAUUUCCCCAAGACACCGCAGAAGUCGUUCACCUCCAAGACGUCAUAAAAGUCGUUCUCCAACUCCAAGAAAUCAUAAGAGGCAAAGGAGUAGGAGUUCCUCCUUGUCUCCUAUUCGUAAAUCUUCAAGUUCAAGUCUUGGGUCAAUAGAACGCAAAAAUGCAAGUGAAAAAUUGAGAAUAGAAGAAGAAGAGAAGAAAAGGCGACAACAGGAAGCAGAAUUGAAAUUGAUAGAAGAAGAGACUACGAAAAGAGUGGAAGAAGCAAUUCGUAGGGAAGUCGAAGUGAGCAUGCACUCUGAGGAGAUUAAGCUGGAAGUACAGAGGCGGUUGGAGGAGGGACGGAAGAGACUUCAUGAUGAAGUUGCAGCUCAACUUGAGAAAGAAAAGGAAUCUGCUAUUAUUGAGGCAAGGCAAAAGGAGGAAAGGGCUUGGAAAGAGAAAGAAGAGCUGGAAAGGAUGCUGGAGGAGAACCGGAGGAGGAUAGAAGAAGCCCAGAGAAGGGAAGCUCUAGAGCAGCAGCGGCGAGAGGAGGAACGGUACCGGGAGCUAGAAGAGCUGCAAAGACAAAAGGAAGAGGCUAUGCGAAGAAAGAAACAGCAAGAGGAGGAAGAACGGCUAAACCAGAUUAAAUUGUUGGGCAAGAACAAAUCCCGUCCGAAAUUGUCGUUUGCAUUUGGCUCCAAGUGAAUAUUUGUAAAAACUUGGUUUGAUUGGUUUUCGAGCGUAUGUGCUGGAUUUAGUUCCAUGUACACAUUCCAAAUUCGUGAAAACUAUUUGUUGUUUGAUAAA